Molecule: messenger RNA, 1392 nt
Organism: Pestalotiopsis fici W106-1
Lineage: Eukaryota; Fungi; Ascomycota; Sordariomycetes; Amphisphaeriales; Sporocadaceae
Exons: 3
Coding region: 1-1392 (463 amino acids)
Cellular component (GO): cytoplasm
Source: RefSeq, a predicted model, not a curated record
AUGUCUCUGGCGGUUCUUUCGGACGAGGAUAUCCGCAGCCUUCUCGAGUCGUUGACUCGCGAAGACGCCGAAUCACUCGCGCACUCGCUGAAAUGCGCACUUCACGAGUACUCGACGGGUACACAGUCGAUCGAGGCCGGCCUGAUCCACCAGCCGGACAGGACCACUAUCCACUCCAAUACUACGAAUGCGACGACCAUGUUCAUGCCCUCGUUCAUGACGGCUUCUUCGCCAGACACGGACCCAUCCCAACCAAGAAUAAAACCCACCGGUUCUUUAACCCUGUAUUCUCCGCUGGGCACACCGAUUGGCUUUCUUCAUGCCCAGACUUUGACGGCCUUUCGAACUGCACUCGCUUCGUCAUGCCUACUGCAGAAGCGCCAACAUGUACGAACUCUUACCGUCUUUGGCUCCGGUCUACAGGCGUACUGGCACAUUCGACUGGCGCUGAUGCUGAGGGGGCCCACGAUCCGGACCAUCAAUGUCAUCAAUCGCCGCUUUAGUGAGAAUGCCAGGCACAUUCUACAAAAGUUUUAUGCGGUCCCCCCAGAAGUCAAGCAGAGGGAGGGUUGGGAGAAUGCCCAAUUCAGUGUUCUGACGCCGGGAUACGGAGAGUUUAAUCGUCUGCUCAAGGACCAUGUCAGGUCAGCCGACGUUAUAUACUGCACUACGCCCAGUAUGGAUCCGCUGUUUGAGGCCAGUAUACUCACCAGCCACGAGGGUAGACGGCGAGGAAGGCUGAUUGUGGCCAUUGGCAGCUUUACGCCCGAGAUGCGGGAGCUACCGCGAGAAUUGCUUGAACAGGCAGUCAAGACUCACGGUCACGGAGUGCAUCUCCACAAACAUGCUGUCGAAGGCGGCGUCAUUAUUGUUGACACGCUGGAUGGGGCUCUGAGGGAUGCCGGUGAAGUCAUUGAGGCGCGUCUAGAGCCAAAUCAGCUUGUCGAACUUGGCGAACUGGCCAUGAUUCACAAGGCUCGCAUGGUAGAAGAGGAGGAAUCCAUUGCUUCAGAAUCUACGCGUGGCUCAACCGACAUGUCUUCGGAUCUCGAUGCUCUUUCACUAGGUACCACUGGAAGCUCUGCCAUGUCGACCGUUUACGGAUCGACGAAUUCCAAAGAAGAGGGCUCUUCCAACCGGUCCUCGUCGAGACCUUCCAGUCCGUCCCGCUCGCAGAGCGGCAGCUUUUUCCACAAGAGGCGGAAUUCCAGCCAAGCAUCGGUCGACGCUGCCAAGCAAAAGCGCGACGAUCAUUUGGCCAGGUGGCUCACGGCGGGCAAUGUGAUUUACAAGAGUGUCGGACUUGGUUUGAUGGAUCUUGUGGUGGGAAUGGACAUUAUCAAGCUGGCCAAGGAUCGAGGUGUAGGGGGCCAUUUGGAGAAUUUCUCAUAG